UAACAUUUUCUUCCGCGGAAACGACAACGAAUCAUUCCGCUACAUAUUGCUGACAGCACGAAUUUUACAAAAAAAGAAUACUGAUAAUUUCUACGUGGACAAGGACCGCUUUAAGGUUUAUCAUGUGGAGCUUGUUUGGACUGCGUAAGGACUCAAAGAAGUCAACCCCAGACAAGGAAGUAGAUGGAGGAUUUGUUAUUGUUGCCGAGACAGUUGAAGAACAGAGACAGAGGCUGCAAACCAUGAACGUCACACAGCCCUCAACAAAUGUCAUAGUGCAAGCAUCAAAGUCGUCCUGCUCAACUCCAGAUCCGCAGUAUGACACAAGGUUCCCAGCAACUUCACACAACACGGGGACAACGAUGAGACCUCGAGCAGUGGAAGCACAUUCAACUCUUCCAGAUCUCCUCGGGGAUGUCCCCUUCACUUUGGCUCCUCAUGUCCUGGCCAUGCAGGCAGGAUUCCCCCUCAUCCCUGAUAUAUUGCUGUCCCGGGACAUAAAUUAUAAUCUAGCCAGCUUUCAAUACGACUUCACUUUAGAGAAUUCUAUUCUUCACAACGCCUAGUUUCUUUGAACUGCAAUAUUCCAUAGUUCACACUAUGGGGAACAGAGCUGGUAGGCUGCCAUAGCUGACUUUAUAACAUAUUGAAGAGAACAAAUCAAACCUCAUCUAAAUGACACAAAAUUAAAUUAAUUUAAAUGUAGGGUUACUGAAAUAUAAUGAAUAUAUGGUCAAAUUGUACUGUUGAUCCCAAAAAGGUCACAGUUUUAUAGGAAAUGAAAGGCUUUCUUAAACUCUGUGUGUUGCUCAUGGUGUGCUGCUUAACUUAAACGCAGACGGACAGUUUAGGUUGUGAUUGCCUAAAACAUGGUUAGACAUUUUUUCAAGUUACACUCUGUAGAUAUAAUGAAGUAUAGGGUUACUGUGAUUAGCAAAAUGAAAACUCCAGGUUAUUACAACUCUGGCCCCAUUGCCAGCGCUUCAGCUAUCCCUUUGAGCAGUUAAGAUCAUGUUUUUUUCACCUCCAUGUAGCUGUUUCCAGCCCCACGGGCUAAGGCCCAGCCGGCGGCCACUCCCCGAGCCUGGCUUCAGGGUGAGAGCCCAGAAACCUCCCCCCAAGUGUAGACUUGUUCCUUGGUUUUUUUGCAAAGACAGCAAAGAAACCAAUGGUUUCUGAAUUGCUCUUUAUUGGUCUCCUCACCCAGGAACAAUUGGGAAACCGUAUCAUGGCAAAUUGACCCAACCACAUAGCUCCUAGGAUCACGACAUACAAACACCUCCACCACAAUAAGAUGUCGCAAUUUCUGCUCUAAAAUGAAGAGAUUCUGUGUCUAUUUUGUUUUCCUUAUAAACAUGCAAUGACCGUUUUGUUGGUCACUGCAUGUUUAUAAAGUUUGCUGUACUGCAUAACCAGUAAAGCAAACAGUUUGGGUUUUUUUUGCUAUUCUGCUGUUUUUCUUUUUCUAAUUUUAUUUGUUUCUUCUCUUUUGUACCAGAGAAUCUGUUUGAGGCACAUUGGCUCAUUCCGACUGUUGGAACCGCUGCUGUAGGACAUUUCUUCGUUAUGGUUUUUCUUCUUCAGGAAGAAAAACCAUAACGAAGAAAUGGGUACCUCCAAGCAUCCAUUACCAGGCCACCUGCUGGCUGGGGCUCAAAACAGAUUCCUUAAAAAUCAGAGCCACUACAAUUUUUGAGAAACCAGCAGUCUCUCAUAAAACAGACUGCUGCUGUCUAUAACUAUGUAAAAGUCAUUAUAUAGGCAGACAACAAACAGACAUGCAGCAGACAGCUUGCAACCAUUCACGGUUGUUGUAGAGCCAUAGCUACAUACCUUAUAUCUUUAGCCUGGAUUCCACUGCAAUGGAAAUAGAAUGGCUGCUGUUAAUGCGAAUGUUCGCACCAUCUUCCACGUGCAGAGUUCCUGCACAACUGCCUGACAAUAUGUGACAAUCUAAGUGAGGACUGACAUUCUGUAAAGAUCGAGAUACACUUUGGAUUCAGGUCUCAGCACAUCUGCUCUGAGACCUAAACCCACUGUUACUGGUUCCUGUGCCAUAAAGGGGCAACUUCUGCCUUGGUGUCUUCCAAGAACUAUCCAUUAUUUUGACAAAGAACUGAAUGUUACAUAGUAGCAGAAUCCACAUCACUGGUAAAUUUACAUCCCCAUAACAACUGAUGUCACUGAUUCCAGCUUAGUGCUCAGCAACUCUGUGGUUCCAGGCCAGUGCCAGCUGCUUGGUGUGUUUUCUGGCACUGGAUCCAGCCUUUAAUAUCCAGUUAAGUAAAUUAUCUCUGGACAUGCCCAGAACUGCCUUCUUGCUUCACAAGACUAAUGUCCCUAUUUUUCCUCAUCAACAUUUUUAACAUGUCAAGUUUUUUGUUGUUGUUGUUGUUGUUUUUCUUUUUUUUCUUUUUUUUGGGGGGGGGGUUGCACAUUUGCAUGGCGGCCCCUGUUACAAAAAUGGCCCAAGUUAUGAAUUCGAUUUUUCCUCCGAGAAAGAACUCAUUUUUGUAUUUGUCUGUUUGCCACCAAUUCAAACACUAUGAAAUGUAAAGUUGAAAAGGCACUGACUUGGUCAGUAACAUGGUCACUUGAACAGAUUUUGAAAUUCAUACCCUAGGUGCAGUUACUAAAAAAUCUUGAAUGACUUUCAAGACCUUAAGGUCAAGCUCUCAGUGAGCUUGACCUUAAGGUCAGAGGUCAAGUUUUCUAAAACUUCGGAAGGAAGUCACCUGGGAAAUUCAAAUUCAUACCAUGGAUUCAUCUAAUAAAACUCUCAGAUUGAGUCUCUGUGACCUUAACCUCAACGUCAGAUGUCAACUUUUCUGAAAUUCUCUUGGGAUUUUCAUUAUCAUGGAUAUUUUUACUAGGAGGCUGAGAGGUAGACCUGGCAGCCCCCAGUAUUUUUAAUCCAGUAAAUGUACAUGCUAAUGGUACCUUGCCUUUCCUGAGCUAGUGCACAUUUUACUCUGCAAAACAUCUUGUGAGCAUCGAAUAUAUGCUAUACACGGGUUAAUUGUAUCCCACUUUUUGCAUUUAAACAUUCACUGCUGUAAUCAGCAUUAAUAUAUUGAUACUUGUACUUCAGAUGUCAUGAGGAUUCAUGCAAGUCAUGGGUGACACUCAAACUUUACCUUUAGGUAAAUUCAUAUUAAAUUAUCAAUAUGCUGAAUUCACACAUGGGUUUCUACAAUGGAUGUAGUUUCAACAUCCUGUAAGCUUUUUAACCAGUUACUAGUGGCACUGCAUCACUGUGUGUGUGUGUGUGUGUGUGUGUGUGUGUGUGUGUGU
Pundamilia nyererei is the source of this 3294-nucleotide messenger RNA. It is a transcript of the gene umad1, whose product is annotated as UBAP1-MVB12-associated (UMA) domain containing 1. NCBI's taxonomy places the organism in Eukaryota, Metazoa, Chordata, Actinopteri, Cichliformes, Cichlidae. Bases 123 to 566 code for a protein of 147 amino acids. The transcript is spliced from 4 exons. The record is from RefSeq and is a predicted model, not a curated record.